ACUCAGAGACUCAGAGACUCAGAGAGAGAAACAAGACAAUCAAAUUAUUGAGAAAAGAUUGAAAUGGAGAAGAAGCUACCGAAAAGAUUGGAAGGUAAAGUCGCGAUUGUGACGGCUUCGACGCAAGGGAUUGGCUUCGGAAUCAUUGAGCGUUUCGGUCUCGAAGGCGCUUCCGUCGUCGUCUCUUCCCGCAAACAGGCAAAUGUUGACGAGGCGGUAGAGAAACUCAAAUCCAAAGGGAUUGAUGCUUAUGGAAUCGUUUGUCAUGUUUCCAAUGCUCAACAUCGCCGGAAUCUUGUCGAAAAGACUGUUCAGAAAUAUGGGAAGAUAGAUAUUGUGGUCUCUAACGCUGCUGCCAAUCCAUCUACAGACCCGAUCUUGUCCACCAAAGAAACUGUCCUCGACAAGCUAUGGGAAAUCAAUGUCAAAUCAUCUAUACUUCUCCUUCAGGAUAUGGCUCCUCACCUAGAGAAGGGUUCGUCGGUUAUCUUCAUAACUUCCAUUACUGGAUUUCAACCACAAGGAUCCAUGGCUAUGUAUGGGGUCACUAAGACGGCUCUUCUUGGCCUAGUGAAGGCACUUGCUGCUGAGAUGGGACCAGACACACGUGUGAACGCAAUUGCACCCGGUUUUGUGCCCACACACUUUGCUUCUUUCAUUACCGAAAACGCCGAAGUGAGGGGAAGCAUCGAAGAGAAGACUCUGCUUAACAGGUUGGGAACAACUGGAGAUAUGGCUGCUGCUGCGGCUUUCUUAGCAUCAGAUGAUUCUUCUUACAUCACCGGUGAAACCUUGGUUGUUGCUGGAGGAAUGCCCUCAAGACUCUAAACCAAUAUCGAGUCAAGAAUAGCUUAAGAAAAAUGCAAUCAGGGAAACAAGUAAGUAGAGGUCGUUUAAUUAGUUUUCAACCAAAUAAAGUUUUAUGAAAAGAAGAAGUUCCAAUAUUAUCACGAGUCCAUUAGAGACCUUUGUUGGUCUUGUAAAAAACAAUUUCCUCACUAAAAAAGACUCGUUUGGGGUUCAAUUCAGAGUUGGAACAAUAAAGUUUGGGUUUUAUAUGUAUGCAAGUUAUGUAACAUUACGUUUUUAUUGUUUGUUUAGGUUUGCAUUUGUGUUUGUGUUAA
Molecule: messenger RNA, 1124 nt
Organism: Capsella rubella
Lineage: Eukaryota; Viridiplantae; Streptophyta; Magnoliopsida; Brassicales; Brassicaceae
Product: short-chain dehydrogenase/reductase SDRA
Exons: 6
Coding region: 64-828 (254 amino acids)
Molecular function (GO): oxidoreductase activity
Source: RefSeq, a predicted model, not a curated record